This is a messenger RNA of Trematosphaeria pertusa, 1983 nucleotides long. RefSeq lists its product as uncharacterized. The transcript is spliced from 2 exons. The annotation marks the transcript as partial. The record is from RefSeq and is a predicted model, not a curated record. NCBI's taxonomy places the organism in Eukaryota, Fungi, Ascomycota, Dothideomycetes, Pleosporales, Trematosphaeriaceae.
CAGACGUAUGAAGGCAACUAUGAGUGGCAGAUCCACAGCCUCGCGUGGGCUCAGAAUGAGUGGAAGAAUAGCACGCCAUGGAAUACUCCCACGUCGAAGACUCUACAGCCAGGAGAAAUCUACUCCGUCGGCCUCAAGUUCUCGUUGGCGGAGACCAUUCAAACCAUUGAAGAUACUGUGGUGCGCACUGGCACGCCGCUCGCUGUUGGUAUCCCAGGAUACAUCGUGCCAUCAGACCUUACCGCCCACUUACACGUAAACCACUCAUCUCCCGUCAAAUCUAUCGACACAAACGCUUUCACCAUCGCUGAGCUAUCCCCAGCCGCAUCCAGCGUCCACUCCUACGCCCUAACCCCCACCGGCUCAGCAUGGGGCCGAACCCGCCUCACAAUAACCUACACCGACGGCAAGCAGCAAGCCCUCCACUACUUCAUCACCAAGUCCACCCCCACCACCCUCGCCAACCUCGGCCACUUCUUCACCACCGCCGCGCACUACACCAACGCCACCGACCCCUUCGCCCGCGCGCCCUCAAUAAUGACCUACGACAACGAACUCCACAAGAUCGUCGAACAAGACAGCCGCGUCUGGAUCGCCGGCCUCAGCGACGAGGGCGGCACAGGCGCCUAUCUCACGACCGCAAUGAAGCAAUUCACCCAGCCCCACGCACGCGAGCUCGCCGUAAUGGACGCCUUCAUCCACGACACAGUCGUCGGGACGCUGCAGCAGAACGGCACGUUCGGCGUCGUAGCGAGCGCCUUCUUCUACCAGCCGAAUGCGACGGAUUAUGCGUAUAGCUCUACGAUUGAUUGGGGCAGUUGGACGUCUUGGAACAAGGCGAGAGCGUAUACAACGCGUCGUGCGUAUAACUACGUGCAUCCGACGGCGACGUAUUGGGCUAUGUAUCGCGUCGCGAGGGACUAUCCGGAUGUGACGCUGCGAGCGGAUUGGAAGUGGUAUCUGGGACGAGCGUACAACACCACGCAGUACUGUCUUGCGAAUCGCGCUGCGAAUUGCGACUACGGUCUCGUGGGCUUGAUGGGCGAAACUGUGCUUGGCGAGCUGCUGGAGGACUUGAAGAGAGAGGGCAUGAACGCAGAAGGUACGGCUUUAGAAGCUACGAUGCGUUAUCGAGCGAACUUGUGGGAUACGCAAGCUGUGCCCUUCGGCAGCGAAAUGGCGUGGGACAGUACCGGUCAGGAAGGCGUCUACUACUGGACUAAUUACUUCAACCUCCCCAAAACCGCUACAAAAGCCAUCAACAGCAUCUUCGCCUAUAUGCCCACCGUCCCUCACUGGGGCUGGAACGGCAACGCACGCCGCUACUGGGACUUUGUCUACGCGGCCAAAAUCCAGCAAAUAGAGCGGCAAAUCCAUCACUACGGGUCCGGACUAAACUCCCUUCCCAUGCUGUCGUACUACGAGCAGCAUCCCGCCGAUCUCUACGCGCUGAGAGUGGGGUACGCGGGAAACACGGCACCGCUAACGAAUAUCCAUGAAGAUGGGUUUGCCUCUGCGGCAUUUCAUAGUUUCCCAGACCUGCUGAAGUGGGAUCCGUAUUCUGGGGAUUAUGGGCAGGGGUUCCUGGGGCUGAGUCUGGGGCAGUGUGUGUACAUUCUGAGCGGGACGAAGUACGGUGACGUGGUGUUUGGUGGGAAUAUGGUGGACGCUGGGUCGAACGGGACGAUAGUAGCAGUGGAGCCGAGGGAUGCGCUGAGGAGAAGGGUGUUUGUUGCGGACUUGGGGUUGAAGAUUGAGAUCAGCGCUGGGGCGGUUGAGAGGGCGGAGUAUGAUAAGGCGGGGCAGAUUGUUACGCUGAGCGUGCUGCCGGCUGCGGCGAGCGAGGCAUUGCAGGCUAAGUCGGCAAUUGUGUGGUUGAAGCGGCCUGGAUCAAGCUCGGUUGGGUUCUCGGUUCCGGGCCUGAAUGAAGCGAGGGGUGGAUGGGCGGUUGAUCUCUCGAGCGGUAUGGCGUCUGUGAGGAUU